AUGGUGCGCCUCAGGGAGAUUCCCCGAACGGCCACGUUCGCCUGGUCUCCCGGUGCUCAGACGCCAUUGUUAGCUACUGGAACUCGAGCGGGUGCUGUUGAUUUUGAUUUCUCAAAUGAAACCAACUUGGAGUUGUGGGAUCUCGGACUCGACAAGGAGAAUGCCGGGGAAUUACAGCCUUUGGUCAAGGUUCCAACGGACUCGGGCUUCCACGAUCUCGCCUGGAGCGACCACUACGAUAACAAGCGGGGAAUUGUUGCGGGAGCUCUUGAUGACGGAUCGCUCAAACUCUGGGAUGCCGACAAACUUCUGAAUGGGACAAGCGAUGCAUUGGUAGCGUCACCACAGAAGCACUCCGGUGCCGUCAAGUCUUUACAGUUCAACCCAAGACAUUCCAAUCUCCUCGCUACUGGUGGCGUAAAAGGAGAGCUUUUCAUCACAGACUUGAAUAACGUCGAGAACCCAUUCCGUCUCGGAAACACCGCCGCUCGUGCCGACGAUAUCGAAUGCUUGGAUUGGAAUAAAAAGGUUGCGCAUAUUUUGGUGACAGGUACCAAUGCUGGCUUCGUCACCGUCUGGGAUGUGAAGACAAAGAAAGAGAGUCUUACCCUGAACAAUUACGGCCGGAAGCCUGUCAGUGCUGUGGCCUGGGACCCUGAAAAGCCAACGAAAUUGGUGACAUCCAUUCCGCUCGAAUCUGAUCCGGUCAUCCUCGUUUGGGAUCUGCGAAACUCUCAUGCGCCUGAGCGGGUCCUUCGAGGACAUGAAUCUGGUGUCCUAUCUCUCUCGUGGUGCGCUCAAGAUCCCGAACUCCUUUUGUCAUCGGGCAAGGAUAACCGAACGAUUUGCUGGAACCCUCAAACGGGCGAGAAUUACGGAGAGCUGCCAAUCGUCACAAACUGGACCUUCCAAACACGAUGGAACCCGCACAACCCUAACUUCUUCGCUACCGCUUCCUUCGAUGGCAAGAUCACCGUCCAAACACUUCAAAACACGAGCAAGGAGGCUGCUAAGGCCGCAGCUACCCAGAACCAAGCGUUGGACGGAGAAGAUUUCUUUGCGCGUGCACAAACCCAACCUCAAGCUACCACGUUUUCCCUGCCAAAAACGCCCAAAUGGCUCGAAAGGCCUGUUUCAGCAUCUUUUGGUUUCGGCGGCAGAGUCAUCUCUGUAGGCCUGACCGAAAGUGGCAGCCGUACCUCAAAGGUCAGAAUCACACCGUUCCAGGUCGACUCCACUGUUGGUAGCGCCGCAGAGAGCUUUGAAUCAGCUCUGAAAGAAGGAAAUCUUAAAAGCAUUGUCCAGUCACGCAUUGACAGUGCUUCGACCGAAGAGGAGAAAGCCGACUGGAAAGUCAUUGAGAACUUGCUUUCUGAAAAUCCACGCAAGAAUCUUGCAGCUUACCUUGGGUUUUCUGAUGAUGUCAACGAUGUUGCUGAGGAGGUUAGCAAGUUGGAUAUCAAGGAGGAGACGAAUGGCGAACUUUCGCCAGCGUCAGCAGAUGCCAAGAAAAAGCAUAAACGUAUUCAAUCCAUUUUCGACACGUCUGGAGAAUCAGAUAAUUUCUUGACCGACCUGGCCGCUUCUAAAGGUGCACGAACCAACAAUCCAUUCAGCAUCUACACUGGAAGCGAGUCCGAAGCGGACAAGGCAAUUACAAAGGCUCUUUUCUUGGGACAAUUUGAGCGGGCUCUUGAUAUUGCACUCCAAGAGGAUCGUUUGUCUGAUGCAUUCAUGAUUGCUGUUUGUGGUGGAGAUAAAUGCGUUGAAAAGGUGCAGGAAGUCUAUUUCUCGAAACAGACUGGGGGUCCGAAUUACGUUCGUCUGUUAGCCUCAAUCGUGGGCAAGAACCUGUGGGAUGUCGUCCACAAUGCGGAUCUUUCCAACUGGAAAGAGAUUAUGGCUACACUGUGCACUUUCGCGGACGAGAAGGAGUUCCCUGACCUCUGUGAAGCCCUUGGUGAUCGACUAGAGGAGUCAGCUCAAGCCAACUCUGAAAAGAGCAUUCGCAAGGAUGCUUCCUUCUGUUAUUUGGCUGGAUCUAAGUUGGAGAAAGUGGUUACUAUCUGGCUCGAAGAAUUCAAGGAAGGUGAAAAGGAAGGUAUUGAUCAGGGCCAGGAGGGAUCUAGUUUUUCAGUUCACGUCCGUGCCUUGCAAGCAUUCAUCGAGAAAGUCACGAUUUUCCGUCAGGUGACAAAUUACCAAGAUGCCGAUCGCCAGAAGGACGCCGAUUGGAAGUUGAGCGUUCUUUACGACAAGUACAUUGAGUACGCCGAUGUUGCUGCUUCCCAUGGCCGUCUUGAUGUGGCAGAGCGAUAUCUUGGCUUGGUACCAGAUAAAUAUGACGAAGCUGAGGCUGCCAGGAACCGAAUCAGACUGGCGACAAGGAAAGCCCCAGCCGUUGCAGCCAAGGCCGCAGCUCAGAUCCCGCAGGCACGAACGAGCUCGCUCCCACAGCCCAAUAUCUACCAACCGCCUCAGCCUACCUUCAGCCCAGCACCACCUGUCAGCAACCCGUACGCUCCUACAAAUACCCCACCACCUGCUGCACCUGCUCAACAGGCUAAUCCUUAUGCUUCAUUUGGGACUGGCCCCUAUCAGCCAACUGGUGGCUACCAGCCCGUUCAAGCUACGAAACCACCUGUUGCACCCCCACCACAGCAAUAUGGACCUGGACACGGAGGAGUACCACCACUUCCCAGGGGAUACAACCAAUCUCCCUCUGUGCCUCAAGUCUCAACCUACACGACCCGAACUGAUCUUCCCGCAUGGAACGAUUUGCCCGAAGGAUUUGGUGCGCCAAAACAAACCUCGCGACGCGGCACACCAGCUGCGGUUGCGUCUCCUUUCCCUGGUCAACAGCCCUCGGUUGUAUCUCCAGGCUCUCCGCCAAUUGGUCCACCUGUAGGCGGACAAAGGGCGCCUCCUCCACCACCAAAGGGCAGUGCUCCACCGCGCAUAACCUCACCUCCAGUUGGCCCUCCUAGACCGUCCUCGGUGUCUUCGAACCCACCAGCGCCCUUCAAUGCAUAUGCUCCUCCAGCGACAGCUCAGUCACCGCCUACAGUACCUGGAUUAGCCAUGCCUCCACCCAUUCCGCGAGGUCCAUCUCCUUAUAAUGCACCUCCUUCUGGUCCGCCUCCCACCAAUCGAUAUGCUCCUAGUCCUGCUGCCCAAGCCCCACAACAAUCGAGACCUCCCCCCAGUGGUCCGUAUGCACCUCCACAGCAAGCCGCUGCUCCGAGCCCGUAUGCACCUGUUGCAGGAGCUGCUCCUCCGCAGGCUGGACCACCACCAACAGGACCUCCUGGUGGACCCCCGCCAGCUGCAGGAUCGCGACCAGGAACUGCGCAAUCUCAGACACAGAAGAAGGCAGCACCGCCUCCGCCAAAAUACCCCCCCGGUGACAGAUCCCACAUUCCACCCAACGCCGCACCCAUAUACGAGAUCCUCUCCAACGACAUGCAGCGCGUAAAAUCACGAGCCCCAGCAUCCUUCAAAGCCCAAGUCGACGACGCCGAGCGAAGACUCAACAUUCUCUUCGACCAUCUUAACAACGAGGACCUCCUCAAACCCAACACCAUCGCUGAUAUGGUCGAAUUGGCCAAAGCAAUUCAGGCUCGGGAUUACGAUACGGCUAAGAAUAUUCAUCUUGAUAUUUUGACGAAUCGGACUGAUGAGUGUGGUAAUUGGAUGGUCGGUGUAAAACGCCUGAUUAGCAUGAGUCGAGCAACUCCUUAG
Molecule: messenger RNA, 3741 nt
Organism: Talaromyces stipitatus ATCC 10500
Lineage: Eukaryota; Fungi; Ascomycota; Eurotiomycetes; Eurotiales; Trichocomaceae
Product: protein transport protein (SEC31), putative
Exons: 8
Coding region: 1-3741 (1246 amino acids)
Biological process (GO): endoplasmic reticulum to Golgi vesicle-mediated transport; COPII-coated vesicle cargo loading; endoplasmic reticulum organization
Cellular component (GO): COPII vesicle coat; endoplasmic reticulum exit site
Molecular function (GO): structural molecule activity; protein binding
Source: RefSeq, a predicted model, not a curated record